Molecule: messenger RNA, 2356 nt
Organism: Clupea harengus (Atlantic herring)
Lineage: Eukaryota; Metazoa; Chordata; Actinopteri; Clupeiformes; Clupeidae
Gene: yif1b
Product: Yip1 interacting factor homolog B (S. cerevisiae)
Biological process (GO): endoplasmic reticulum to Golgi vesicle-mediated transport
Cellular component (GO): Golgi membrane; endoplasmic reticulum membrane; COPII-coated ER to Golgi transport vesicle
Source: RefSeq, a predicted model, not a curated record
AUUUCAUUGGUUAGAAUUUUGAACUAGCCUUGUCAUUGGUCCUGUGCCUGGAACAGCUAAUUUCGUUUUAAAGAAAGAGGGCAGUGUGGCUGGCUAGAAUGAUUGAUCUUCCCUGGAGUAACUUAAAUUGGGUAUUUUGAAGACAUUGGCACAAUAAAACUGACGUGAAGCUUCACGUGAUAUAUCAUUGGCAUGGAUUUUUCAGCACACAGUGGGUUCAGACAGCGUAAGUUACCGCCCAAAAUGAGGAUGAGGACCACUUCCACAGACUCCACCGAACCCAGCCCGCUGUUUGAGGACACUAGCGCCGGACCAGGGGCGGCCGGCUACGGCAGAGGCCAGGACAAGGGACCAGCAGGCUACCCUGCCCAAACGCUGCUCUCCGACCCCAUGUCUAACCUGGCCAUGGCCUAUGGGAGCAGCCUGGCCAGCCAGGGCAAGGAGAUGGUGGACAAAAAUCUCGACAGAUUCAUCCCCAUAUCCAAACUGAAGUACUACUUUGCAGUGGACACUAUCUAUGUAGGGAAGAAACUCGGACUGCUGGUGUUUCCCUACAUGCACGAGAACUGGGAAGUGAGCUACCAGCAGGAUACCCCAGUGGCACCACGCUUUGACAUAAACGCCCCUGACUUGUACAUUCCAGUCAUGGGCUUCAUCACGUACGUCCUGGUGGCUGGCUUAGCGCUGGGAACACAAAACAGGUUCACCCCUGAGAGCCUGGGCAUGCAGGCCAGCUCGGCGCUGGUGUGGCUCAUCAUCGAGGUCCUAGCCACUCUACUCAGCCUCUACCUGAUCACAGUCAACACAGACCUCACCACCAUCGACCUAGUGGCGUUCUCCGGAUACAAAUACGUGGGCAUGAUAGUCGGGGUGGUUGCAGGGCUCCUCUUUGGGAGGACGGGCUACUACCUCUCCCUCCUGUGGUGCUGCGUCUCCAUCUUUGUCUUCAUGAUCCGCACCCUGCGUCUGAAGAUCCUGUCAGAGGCGGCAGCCGAAGGCGUGCUGGUACGUGGGGCCAAGAACCAACUUCGCAUGUACCUAACCAUGUCCAUAGCAGCUGCACAGCCAAUCUUCAUGUAUUGGCUGACCUUUCAUCUAGUCCGGUAAACAACGUAAACCACCAACCCCUACAGGAAGUGACCUAACAUCCGGUGUGGAGAGCCUCCACCUUGCCACAACCAUCAUGUAAACAGUAGCAGAAGCAGCAGUUACUACAGGAAAACGUCAAAAAGAAAAAAAAAAGGACUUUUUUUCUACACGUACUCAGCCAAUGCAUAGACCGAUUAAUUUUGUUUCUUAUUGCACAAGGAAGGUGAAAUAAAAGAGACCGAACAGGCUUUCACAGUUUCACAGCACAAGGGGGUUUUGUGUCAAGUUUUUUGUUUUAUGUUUGUUUUUGUGGUGUUGUUUUUUUUUUUCUAUAUAAAUGUAUUAAGCAAUCAUUGGCUUUUCACAUUUUUGUAAAUUGUACAGUCUAGUUUUAUGCUUUAAUUGCUUUGGGUUAUUUUUUGUAUUUUUUUUUUAAGGAAAAAAAAGAAAAAGUGAUGUUAACUUGUACAAAUACCGGUGAUGUGGCCAAAGUCCUUCAUGCUAAUCACUGCGAGGCUAUAGGGGAACCUAUGCAUCUGUGCACAGGCCCUCGCACGGAGGGAGGUGCCGUCCACUUUUGUGUGUGCAAACGCAGAGCCCGUGUGUGAGACUGUUUCCGUGCUGAGCAGGACGGCUCAUAGCUCACGUCUGUGGUGUGUGGGUGUCUUGCCACUGAUGUUUCUUUUUGUUUUUCAAGUCAUAAUGUGCAUAAUAUGCAGCGUUUCUGUGAGAACCCUAAGAUAUGUGGAAAGGCAGGGUUUCUGGUAAGGCCCAAUCAUACCUAAUAAUUUUUUUUAUUUUUUUUAUGUCUUAUCAAACUGAUAUUAAACGUGUGCAAUGCCAGUGCAGGUAUGUCAGGAGUGUCAGUCACAUAUAAACGUUGUCCUUUUGUUUUCCUACAACAUUUCAUUGUUAUUUCUACGUUUAACAUCCUCAGGAAGGCACUGCCUAAGACAAGAGGGACACACGUCCAUGUUUCCAAGUAAAAGUCACACAGACUUUAAAACAAAAACUGGAUUUAAAAAAAAAAUGUUUUAACCGAAUCAUGGAUAUCUGGAUAUAGUAUGGACCCUGGCACUCAAUCACAUUGUCUGUAUUAUUUAUCUCAUAUGAAGUCUGUUGUUAUCGCUUUGCCUGGUAACAGAACAUAGAAGACUAAUGUGAGUUUAAAAUGCUUUUGUUCUUCAUACCUCAUGUUUAAAAAACCUGUUUUGGUGAAGUCAAAUUCCAGCUUUAAGAUAUGCCCAAUAAAGCCAGGUAUGUUGCA